This is a messenger RNA of Phalacrocorax carbo (great cormorant), 14669 nucleotides long. Lineage: Eukaryota; Metazoa; Chordata; Aves; Suliformes; Phalacrocoracidae. The record is from RefSeq and is a predicted model, not a curated record.
CGCCCCCGGGAUGCAGUCCGUCUCGCCCGAUUAUGCCACCUGUGCUCAAAAGUUUAGAGUUGUUUCAACCUUUCUGCGGUCUUACUUCCACCCCGAGGCGUGGGCAGGCGGAGGAGAGCCGCACCGGCCAGCGCGCAGGGCUCGUACCGCGCCUCCCUCCGGGCGCCUGCACGAAGCGGCGGGAGGGGGGGGUUGGAAGUAUCGUGGGCCAAAAGAGCCGGGGGAGGAAAAAGAACAGGACCGCGCACAGCCAAAUCGUUCUCCUAGCGAAGCUGCUGGCGGAAAGCACUGGAGCAGCACGGGGUGAGAAGCCUGCAUUCAGAACGACAGCUGAGUGUGGUGGAGUGUGAGGUGUCGUGGCUUCUCCUACACAGAGAAUAUUUCGUAAAGGUGGUUUCAGAUGAGAAUUUGUGAGUGAAUGGGAUAGCAGCAUCUGAAAAUAUUCUUGUGCUGAGAUUGUGACAAUGGACAGGAUACAAGGAGACUGUGCCAGUCAUGUGGCACCAGGAGAUGGAGAGAGGAGCAGAGAAGACCCAGGACUAACUGUGCUGGGAAAAGCACAUGAGUUCUUUCAGAUUUGUGAUCUGGAAGGUAAAGGCUUCAUCACUCAUCAAGACAUGCAGAGGCUGCAUCUUGAGUUACCUCUUAGCCUGGAAGAGCUUGAAAGAGUUUUUGUUACAUUGGAUGCUGAUGGCAAUGGCUCACUUACCCCAAAGGAGUUCACCACAGGAUUUAGCCAGUUUCUUUUGGGGCAGAUUGCUUUGAAUAAUGAGAUGAUACAGCAAUCAGAAGGUGAAACAGUCUGCCCACUAAAAUGCGAAGAGACCAUCAGUGAUGAUGAGGAUGAAGAAUUCCAGUUCUCAAAUCUGAUGGAUCGGCUUGGAGCUAAAAAGGUUUUGGAUGAUGAGAGUGAUGUGAAGCAACUUUGGUUGCAGCUGAGAAAAGACGAACCUCAUUUACUUUCCAAUUUUGAAGAGUUCCUGGUCAGAAUUUUUUCCCAGCUCCAAGAAGCAGAUAAUGAAAAGAACGAGUUGGAAUGUGCUCUAAAAAAGAAAAUUGCUGCUUAUGGUGAAGAAAUUCAGCAUCUCUAUGAGGAAAUGGAACAGCAAAUCAAAAAGGAGAAAGAGCAGUUUCUCUUGAAAGACACAGAGAGGUUUCAGUCCUACAGUCAAGAGCUGGAGUGCAAGCUCCUGUCAAAAGAACAAGAACUAGAACAUUUGGUUCAAAAACAGAAAAGGGUCCCAGAAAUGCAAGUUGGUGUGGUGUGGUUCUGCCAAACUGUGACCCUCUGUUGCUUUUGUGUCAUAAGUGUCGAUACCCUAAUGCAUUUAAAUUUAGAGCAGCAAUGUACAGAACUUCUGAGUGGCAAAGAAGAAACCAAAGCAGAGAACACAAAGCUGAAGUUGACUAACCAGGAGCUGCUGGGAGACCUGGAGAGAACAUCUCAUGAACUAAGCCUGGCUCAACAAGAGUUACAGGUGCUUCAGGAGGAGGCAUCAAGACUACAUGAGGAGAAGGAAAUGGAGGUGUACCGAGUGACAGAAACCUUACAGAGAGAGAAGUCAGGACUUCUGAAGCAGCUGGAUUUUUUAAGGGAGAGGAAUAAACAUCUCAAAGAUGGACGUGACAUAUUUUUACAGAAAUGCAAAACAAGUGCUCCAAAAGCCAGCUGGAAGCAAAGAUCAGGGUCUGUCAUUGGGAAAUACAUGGAGGGCAAGAUGCUGCCUAACAGCCAUUCAUUUGAAGAAGAUGAUGUUUUCAAUAACCCAAAGAGAAGGAGUUCUGCUGGACUGAAUAGAAUUCUCUCUGCAGAGCCUGAUGCUGGAGCCACUGGAGGAAUGCCUAAAGCAUCACAUCUCCAAAGAAUAAUAUCAAUUGAGGAAGAUCACCUACCCCAGCUUCUUGACAGGCUGGUUGAUAAGCAGCUGAACAGAUGGACUGGAGAAGAUGAUAAUAGUUCUUCUGAGAUGGAAAUGGAUAAAAAACCCGCAGAACAAUCAAUGGAACACUCACCAUCAUCUUCUAGAGAGCAGCCCGUAGGGAAGGAAACACUGUCAAAAGAGGAGAGAAUAAACUCUGUCCCAGACUGCUUAUUCAAGAUUAUUUUUGUGGGCAAUUCGAGCGUUGGAAAGACUUCAUUCCUACGGCGAUUUUGUGAAGAUCGGUUUUUUCCAGGCACAGCUGCUACUGUAGGUGUGGAUUACAAUGUGAAAACCAUCACUGUAGAUAACACCCAGGUAGCCCUGCAACUCUGGGACACUGCUGGCCAGGAACGGUACCGAAGUAUUACCAAGCAGUUUUUCAGAAAAGCUGAUGGUGUCAUUGUGAUGUAUGAUAUAACAGCAAAAGACACAUUCACAGCUGUCAAGCAGUGGCUGAUAAGCAUCAAGGAGAAAACUGGGGAGAAUGUACCUGUGCUUUUGUUGGGUAAUAAAACUGAUAAGGAAAAGGAACGUGAGGUCCCUAUGGGAAUGGGAGAGCUUCUUGCUAAGGAUUACAAUUUCAUUUUCUAUGAAUGUAGUGCAUAUUCUGGGUACAAUACCAAAAAGUCUGUGCUACAUUUAGCUAGGAUUUUAAAGGAACAUGAAGAUAAAGUGAAAGAGAAAACCAUUGAACUUCAAUCUGAUAUGAAUAAAAAGUCUUGCUGUAGCAGGCCAUAAAAUGCUGGGGCAUAUUGAGACAAGUCAUACAUUUAUACAACACUACAUGACACCAUCAAAUUUGCUUUAUCUUCCAAAUAUUUCUUCUGCUGUGUUCUGAGUGUAGGUGUAAGUCAACCUUAAAAUCCUUGUAUGUGCUGAUCAUCACUUCCACAAAUCUCGUCUUUAGUUAAUUGACAGUGUAUUUGGGGUAGUAACAGUCUUUUACUGUUUUUUUUAAAAGCAACACACCAGCAACUGCAAAGUGUAUAACAUUAUCUGAAGUAUCUUUUUGUCAUUUCUGUGGAGAUGACAUAGCUGUGCAAACAUAGUAUAUUUACACUGCUGUAGGGUGCCAUUAAUCAUGAAAGUGGAGUCAUACAAAAUCAGCAUUAUAGACAUCUAUCAAAUGAUUACAAAUUAUCUGCUGGUAGGUCUCGAAAUGUAAUGCUAAAUAAGCAAGGCAUGGGCUAUCAUGAAGGGGAAUGUGUUUUAUCAGAUCUGAUGAUUGCUUAUAAAAUCUCCAUCUCUGGAAAUUUUCACACAAAGCCAUGGUGAUUUGACAUAACUUUGGGGAAAGUUCUGCUUGGAGCAGUAUAUUGGACUAGAAACCUCCCAGGUUUCUUUACAACCAACAUUUCUGUGGUACAGGUGGUAAAAACCCCAGAUAAUCUUUUAGUCAGGCAAACCAUUCUGCAUGUCUGCUUUGUAUACCAACAUUAAAGCCCAACAGUUAGUCUAAGACUGCUACAACACCUGCAAUAGAGCAUCUAAGGGUGCUAUGAAAGCACUCUAUGGUGCAAGACAUUCACAAGAAAACAAAUGUCAGUCCUAGCUUCCAGAAGGGCAAGAAGGAGUGUCCAGACAACUACAGGGUCUUAAAGCCAUUCCACAGUACCUGGGAAAACAAUAGAGCAACUAAUCCUGAAAACCAGACACCAGACACAUGAAGGACAAGCUGGUCACCAAGAAUCGUCAGCAUGGAAUUAUAAAGUGGAAAUUCUGCUUAACCAACCUGAUAGUUUCUACAAUGAGAUGGCUAGCUUCAUGGAUAAGGGGAGAGUCACGGGUGUUGUUUACCUCAACUUUAGUAAGGUUUUUGACACCACCUCCGAUGAUAACUUCUUCACUGACAAGAUGACAAAGUAUGGAUUGUAUUACUGGACAGGAAAGUGCUUUGAAAACUGGCUGAAUGACUGCGCCCAGAGGGUCUAGAGAAGAGAAGGCUCAAGAGGGAUCUUUAUCAGUGUGUGUAAGUACCUGAUGAAGGUGGGGAAUGAAGAGCAGAGAGACAGACUGUUCUCAGGAGUGCCCAGUGACUAGACAAGACAGACACAAACUGAAACACAUGAAAUUCCAUCUGAACACAAGAAAAUACUUUCUCUUUACUGUGGAGGUGGUCAAACACCAGAAUAGUUUUCCCAGAGAGGUUGUGGCGCAUCCAUUCUUGGAGAUAUUCAAAACCCAACUGUAAAUGGUCCUGGGCGACCUGCUCCAGCUUGUCCUUCUUCAGCAGUGGAAUUGGACAGGUGUUCUCAAGAGAUUGGUACUUUCUGGCUCCUGAAAUUCUGACUCUAUAUAAUGUUCAAAGCCCCAUGGGACUAGCAUGAUCUCCAGGCUGACUAGAUUUAUCCUCAUGACCACAGGCAGUUAUGUGAGUGCGGAGCAUAGUAAAAAGAACACAUGACAUACAGGCAGAGAUGAGGACAGCUUAGAAGAGAAGUUUGAUUUAGGUUUCGUUUUGAUUUAUAAGCAGAUUCCCUUUUUCUGUAUAUCACUGAAGUACAAGAUAGAAACACCUUGAGAUGAAGGAAAAGAAACAGUGUGUCAGUACUGUUGAAAGAACAAGGAUGGGAAGAAUGUUACACAAUGUCAAUGUUCUGGCAAGCAGAAGUGAAUUUUGCAUUUGGACCCAUGAACAUUAGGUUGGAAGGGUCUAGGCAUUUGUCCAGAUUGAGACCAGAUGUCACUCUGCUUAAUGGAACUCCUACUUAAUGUGCUUAUUUAGCAAUAGAACUCAAAUGGAAAGUUCUCCCAGAAAAUAUUAUACUUUGUCUCGCUUGCAUUUGUCAGUAGGAGGUGUCAGGCCAAUUUACCUGGUAUUCUGAAUAUUUUGUGAAUAUUUUCACAAGUUCUUUUCUCAGAUAUCUCCACGUCUUUACUGGUAAAGGAUACCUUCAGCUUUUUAAUUCUGCUACUUCCAUAUCCUCAAUUCAUAGCUCAAAACUGGUUGUCAUCAUGUGUUUUGUUGUUUUCUACAUGAUAUAUACAAAUGCUAUCCAUCACAUGCUGCUGUUUCAGCUUCACACAACGCUUACAUUGUUGCCUGCCUACACUCAUCCCUUAGGGAAGCAAGCAAAAUAGGAAGCUAUUUUUUUCUGAGAUGCUCUGUCAGUGGUGAUAAUAGCAAUUAUAAUCAGACAAUUACAGAAUUAUAAGAUAAUCAGACAAUUACAAAAGUAAAUAGUUUUUGCUUUAAUCAGGUCUCAUUAACUAAUGACAUGAUGAUAAAAUAAUUCUGCUAACUGAUCAGCAUUACUAGGUACUGUUAAUUAGUGAGCUAUGUAUGCGUUUUUGGACUGCCAUUUCAUAUUUCUGCAUAAAAAUCGUAGGACAUGUAUGGUUUGUGAUGAAAUUCUGUUGUGACCUUAACACAGGUCCAUUUCUGGUUCUAGGGCUGUGUUGUACUGGAAAUGCUGAUGGUCAUUUGAGUGAAUAGAAAUGUCUAGACAUGAAAGCACAGAACUGAACUGCAAAAGAGGAUGUUCUGUUUUCCACAUGAGGAUUCAGGGGUCAGCUCAGACUGACUGCUGUGCUGCUAAAAGACCAUGUUUAAUGAUUCAGAGGAAUGCCUUGGACUGUAGCCUAAACCUGUAUAUCCUAUGAGGAAGUAAGACUUAGUUUUGGUAGUAAUCUCAAAGCUAACACGGUUUCUUUCUGCUUCACAAUUACAGUGUAGUUCUCUCCAUGUUUUCUCAGAAAAUGCUAUCUUCACAUUCUUUGCAUCAUCACUUAUCUACAAUGUUUGUUUCUGCUGAAAAAUCAGAUAAAUAUCAAACCUACUAAGGAAAAGGAAAGGGAAAGUAGUCGGGGAGAUUGUAUCAGUAUCUGCAGAGACUGGAAAGACAGGUAAACAGAACAGCAGAGAUUGUAACAAUUUUGAGAGUAUAAAAAACCUUUUCCUUUCCCUUCAGCAGUAUCUGGACCCUAGAAUACUCUUUUGUCUAGAGGACAGGUGCUCUGCUUUAGCAGUCAUGUGUGCGCAGUGAUCUGCCUCUUUUUCUAUCUCAGUUGUGUAUAGCACGUCUUUUAUGCUUUUUGUGUCUAUCCCCAGAAGCAGCAGCUAUUUUCAGCGAACAGUCUUGUUCCCUGUAGGCAUACUACUGCCCUGGCUUACCUCAGUCAACAUACUGUGCAGAAAUACCAGUAUUUUGGGGAAUCUCUAGCUGAUGAGUCACACCCUCCUUACUCUAAAAUAACACGAAAAGCAAAUUUAAAGUAAUCUGUUUUUUUCUUUUACAAUGAGGCUAUUAGAAAACAAACAUGUUAGAUCUGAAACAUCAGGUUUCUUUCUUUUAGUUGCUUUUAAAAAAUAUUUCUAAGUGCUGUAAACUCAAAAUUUUUAGAAAGUUUAGACAUAAUCUGAAAGAUUUGUCUUCCUCCCACCUGCCUGUGUGCUUUGGGGAUUAACAUCUGAGAUGAUCUCUGAGAAAUACUGAAAGGAAAUGUUUCAAAAAAGACUAAAAACCUCCCACUUUUCCAGUUGGAACUAGACUGUGAAUGCAUAAUGCCUAUUGAAAAAGAAACCACCUGGCUUUUUUGUAUGUUCAAACUAGGCAAGUACACGCACUGGCAUAAAUUUACACCUCUUAUGCCAAGCUGAAAAUUACUCAUAAAAUGUGUCCUCCAUGCUAUACUGUUCUGUAGAGAACCUUGGGAGCAGAGUGGCUCUCUUAACAUUAGUGACUAGCUCCCUAAUCCUACAAGCACUGCACGUGUGAUUUGCGCGCUAUGCCUUUUAGAGGCAUGCUCAGUAUCUAGCUUUUUUGGAUGAUCCUUUGCAUUUCAAGUGACAGAACAAUGCCUGAGAAGAGUUUUAAUACUUUUCACUUAAGAUCAGAGUCAAGGCAGAAACGACCUGCUUUCUUUUUUCUCCAGUGCUGUAUUUGUUACUUAUCAGGGACACUUUUGUGUAAGUACUGUAUUUCAGUUUCCUUCUCGUGCUCAGCUCAUGAUCUUCUUUUCUUGUCAGUGGGAAGGAAAAAGCUUUAAACAUAUGUCUGUUUCCAAUGUCAACAGUCAUUUUGUCAUUAGCAUUUUAAUUCAAAGCUAUGAUGAUCAGUGGCUUGGGCUCAACACUAAAGUCCAAGAUAGACCUUCUUGUUCAAGACUUGAGAAGACUAGGCUCAGACCCUACUUGGAUUGCUGAUGAAAGCCUAGCAGCCAAUUGCACCUGGCCUGCAAGCUGUUUGCAUAGCUCUUUCACUAAUGCUGGACCUACAUAUGCUGAACUCAUUGAUGCUUUCAAAACCUUUGUGGUAGGUGACACGUAUAAAUGGCAUUGGAAGCCUAAAUUUUCUUUUUGAUCACUGUAAUUUGAAGACACUCAGCACUGCAGUAGGCAAUCUCAGUUUGUUAAGUGAUGGAGAAAUAUGUAGUAUGCUUUUGAUGUCAAGAAAAGCACAAGCCAGCUUCCCAGGGCUGAAUGUGAUUGAAGUCUAGUCAUCACCCCAGAAUUGUGCCAUUAAAAAUAUCAGCAAGAACUUAAUUUUGCAACACUGAACUGAAUGGGCGCUUGUAGUAAGAAGGCAAGGUGGCCACUGUUGGAGAGACCUACCUUUCUUUCACUGUCACUAGGUGAAAGAUGAGGCAGAAAGGGCAGUACAGUGCUUAAAAUACCUCUCAAACUGGUUAAUGAGCUGUUCUGAUCACGUUUUCUUCGCUGCUUCUUGUCCAUUGCAGGCAAAAAUGACACAUUCUCAGUAAAGGCAGGCCAGACCGUUGUGUUGUGUCUUUUUUUUUUAUUAAACAACGUGGGUUUGGUUUUUUUUCCUUCUUCAUUCUUUUAAUAUUAAAGAUAUAUGCAGUAGGCAAGAUAAGUGGAUGGUUUGAAGUAUUGUCAAAGUGUAAGUUAGACAAAGCAUGCGUCUUUCCCCUUUCAGUUGUCGUCAGCUCAGUAAUUAGUGGCAAAGGAGAAGAAGAAAACGUUGUUUGCGUAUCUUUAAAUGGAGGGGGCUGAGAAAAAAAAAUCUGGUAGAAUUCCUUACCUUGAAGUCCUAGAAUCACAAAAAUGUUAGUAGAAAGGGACUUCUAGAGGUUUUUCUGGUCCAAGACGUUACUUGAAGAGUAACUGAUCUACCUAUGAACUGAUCCCUUGAAAAUGGCAGCAAUAUUUGACAGAGAAAAUACUACUCAUUUUGUGAGGAAAGUUUCUCAUUGCAAGAAAUACGGAAGAAAAGUACUUUAAAACAACAGUGAGUAACUACACUGCAAAGAGUAUCAGGCAACAGGGAUGACCCCGGUAACAACAAGCCCAUCAAUCUCACUUCUGUGCCUGGAUUAUGGAGAGGAUUAUUCUGGGAGUUACAGAAAAACACCUGAAAGAUAAUACAGUAAUUGGUCCUAGCCAGCACAGGUUCACUAGGGGAAAGUCCUGCCUAACAAAUUUGAUUUCCUUCUAUGACAAGGUCACCCACCUAGUUGACCAAGGAAAGCCAGUCAAUGUGAUAUUUUUGGAUGUCAGUAAAGCUUUUGAUACUGCCUCUCACAGUAUCCUCCUGGACAAAAUGUCCAACGUACAGCUGCAUGAACACGUAAUGCAGUGGGUGAGCAGUUGGCUGAUGGGUCGGGCUCAAAGGGUUGUAGUAAAUGGGGUUACAUUGGGCUGGCGGCCAGUCACUAGUGGGGUUCUGCAGGGAUCCAUCUUGGGGCCAGUACUCUUUAAUCUCUUUGUUAAUGACUUGGAUGCAGGACUUGAAGGAAUACUAAUUAAGUUUCCUGAUGACACAAAAUUGGGAGGAGCUGUUGACACUCCUGAGGGCAGAGAGGCCCUGCAGAGGGAUCUGGACAGACUGGAGAUCUGGGCAAUCACCAACUAUAUGGAGUUUAGCAAGGGCAAGUGCCAGAUUUUGCACCUGGGUCACAGCAACCCUGGAUGUACAUAGUCUGGGGAAUGAGAGGCUGGAGAGCAGCUCUGCAGAGAGGGACCUGGGGGUUCUGGUCAGUGGCAAGUUGAACAUGAGCCAACAGUGUGCCCUGGCAGCCAAGAGGGCCAACUGUGUCCUGGGGUGUAUCAAGCACUGUAUUGCUAGCCAGUCAAGGGAGGUGAUUGUCAUGCUCUACUCGGCACUGGUGCGGUCUCACGACCUUUCCAACUCAGUACAUUCUAUGAUUCUAUGAUUUUUACUGCUGAAUUACAGUUUAAUUUUAGUCUACAUAGAUACCAUGUGAUACAAUCCCUAGACCAUAAGAAAUGAAGGCACUGUAUCGUUUUUGUGAAGGGAAAACCAAUAGAAACAGGUUUCUAAAGAGUGAAAAGUUGACAAAUACUGGCAAAAUACAUCUUCAAGUAUGCUUUAUUUGCAGGUGAUUAAAAAGAUUUUUAGGCAAAAAACUAGUCAAUCUUAUCCAGUACAUGAUGGAAUAUGAUUUAGUGCCUAAUGCCAGACAGACUGGAAAAUGGGUAGAUAGGACUGAUGAUGCAGUUUUUGAUGGAUUACAAGUGAUUAAAUGGUCCACAUUCAUAUAGUAAAAAGACUUGAUACAUAUGAAGAAUUAUAAGCGGUUAAUAAUUUUAACUAUAAGCAGGAGAUAUUGUAAGAAAAAACAAGGGAUGUAAGGGGAUGGGAAAGCUACAGACAUCUUAGUAGUAUCAGAAGCCAUAGACUUGUUUUUUAAACGUAAGCUUAUUCCUGCAAAUCACUGCACUUUUGAGAAUAGUAUUGAAAUUGAAAACUUAUCUAAAACAUCACCAAAAGGAAACACUAAUUCCUAUUUUUUUUUGAAAAUUAUUCUGUAUUAAGAGUUCUUGCAAAAAAAUCAAAAUAUGCCAUGGCCAAGAAACAUGAAUUAUUCACCAUUUCAGAGACUUUGCAUUCAUCACAUUUAAAUACUAUAUGUCCAAUUUCAGAAGGUCUCAUGCAAAAUCCAGCUAUAAAAACUCACCACAGAAUAUUUUCAAGGAUAAAAAGAUAAUGUUUUUUAAAACUCUGACAGACAUCCAGUUGUGAAGGUGGAUUUUGAAAAUAAUAGUCCAUAUUUUCCAGAAGGCAUUCAAAAACACAGUUGUUGACCUUUCUAUAAAUGCCCAGCUCUUAUCUACAUUUUGCAUGGAAUAUUUACCAAAGCUAUAAUUUUGGACAGUUACUGGAAUAUAUCACUGCCUGGAGUAGUGCCAAAGGUAACAAUUAUAUUUCCAUAACUGCAUAAUGAGAAUUAAAUAAUCAGAAAACAAAUUCCUAUUAUGAAAUGACUUUUUUUCUCAUGUACCAUAUAUAUAUUCAGUUAUAUUGAAUGUAAGUCCAGUAAUACUAUCACAGUAAUACGCAGUAGUGGUCUUUCAUACUGAGAAAACUGCCCUAAACAUCUUUAACAUGCAAAGCUUGGAAGAACCAGAAAUUCAUGUAAGUAGUAUAAUUUGUAUACGCAUCUUCUGCCAUCCUAAAGUUAACCAGAACACUCAAGACUGUUUGCUUAUAUUUCCUAUAUGUUUGACAAAAGUUACAGUUCUGUAUACUGUACAUUCACAGCGGGAUCCCAGCCCCCUGUUCUAUCUGCAAGGAUCAGGUUACCACUUUCCAUCGGAGUAAACAUUCUGGUAUUUAAUAUAAUAAUCUUGCGAACAGUUGUUCCUAGCUUGAAGUUCAGCAGUUCAGGACUUGAUAAAAUUCUCCUUUUCAUCUCUCUGAAAGGUUUCUUCCUAGCGCAUUUUGUAGUCAUUAGAUACUGACAUUUCACAUAGCUGUCCUUUAAAAUCCAAGUCUACUGUGAAAUCCAGGUCACGCUGUAAAAAGAUUUAAAUGUAACAUGUAAGUAAGACUAUAAAUUUAGCAUAUAAAUUCAGUUAUCAUUGUUCCAGUUGAAAAGACCUGGAGAUUCAAGAGAUACCUUCUUUGGUUUCUAACUUCUUUUGUUUUUAAGUGUUGCUAACACUGAAAAAGCAGGAUAUAGGAUGUGUAAUAGCAUUCACCAUACAAUCUAUGUCUAGAGCAUAUUUCUAUAUUCUUCUUAAGGCUGAUUUAGUAUCCUGGUUACAACUAGGAAGCUUCUGAAAUCCUGUGCUAUCAUAUAUAUUCCAUAACAAUUUUUUAAGGUUAUCCCCCACUGAGAUGCUCUCAAUCUAGGGUGAAGGGCUUUCACACUAGGACUUAUUCUAGAAUAGAUCUAGUAAACUUUCAAUUGUAGAGAAGUCCUCAGUCAUUCUUUAUCUUAUAAUGACAUGUUUCUUGGAAAGAGGCACUACAUAGCCCUACAAAAUGAUGCUGUCUCUCUACAAGCUUUUGAAAGGCUUCAUGCUUCAGAAGACCAAAGCACUAACAAAUCCUUUUGAACCAAGGUGGUCUCUCUGUCUUAUGAUAACUAUCAAGAACACAUUAAUUUUAGCACCUAAAUCUGCAUUCAGGUGCUUAACUGCUGUGAUAACAAAUUUGAAAUAUUUUCUUCAUUUUUCCCUCAAAAGAAAGUUGAUACAUUCAGCUCAAAAGAAACUGUUCCAGUCCCCCAGAGAUAACAUAAAGAUGGGAGACACACUGUCUGCCUCUACUUUCACAGCAAGCGGUAACUUCAGGAGGAGUGAAUGUUUUAAUGCCAAGUUUAUUUUGUGUUUAUUUCUUCCCCUGUAUCCACACUACCAUGAAAACUGUAUCCAAUCUGUAUUCGAUACAAAAAAGGAAAAGUAAUGCAAAAAAGAAAAUCAAUGAAAUGUUAAGAUUUGCUGCAGUCAACAAAUGCAAUAGUUCAUCAAUUACAACAACUGCAUGGAUGGAUAAUAACUAGGUUAUUUUAAUGGUUGUAUGUUGUAAUAGAAAAUGAAGAGAUUCUGCUCAAGGUUUUUGGCAGAAAAUGGUGCCACUGUUUCUCCUGGAAGCCAUAGUUAUCGUGUCUUGCAUAUAAUGGCAUGGGUUGUCCAUCAGACCAUGUCUCAUAGUCUCCUUACAAGUUAAAAGAAGAACUGAAUAACUAACAUGCUUGGUGAGGGAUUCGGCCCAUAGCAGAGAAAUUAAGGAAGUUUUCACCAGUCACGAGAGUGUGAGAUCCAUCAUGCUUUAGCUUUAGUCUAUUUAUAUAAACUUAUGUAUUUUCUGUGGAAAGCCACAAUUUUUAAACAACCGUACCAUUUGUGAGGUCAAAUACAUUUGAUCACUGAGUUCACUGAAAUCUGUUACUUAAUUUCCUAAAGGAGAGUUACUGGGAACUGAGUGGGAAAUCUGGCUGCAGAUGUGGAACUGAAGUACUUACUCUUGAUCAUCCUGUGUUGGCAGAAGGGAUCUUACCACUGAUUUUAGUGACAGUAUGAAGAGACCCUUGCCUACUUGUGUCACAAAAUGUGAGUCAAGCUGAUUGCAGAGGGCAGCUGACUUGAUGAUGCACUUGAAUCAUUACUUCUUUCCCUUGCUAUCUUGCUCGCAGGCUGAGUUCUAGAACAUUAGCACUACAUCACCAUUGCUGUCACCAGCUUUGGAGAAGCUGUGACUAGAGCUCUUCCUAAUAAACAUUAAUUUAGAGCCUUUAGCAUGCUCAUUGUUUUACUUACAUGCAUUUUGUUUAAUGUUGAUUAUAGUUUGUGAUCUAUAGAGUUGGAAUUACAAUCAGUGAUGCUGACUCACCACAUUUUUUGCAUUUGGUUUCAUGGAUAUAGUCCCAUAGAUUUCUUCUCCUCGUCUCACAGUUAAAUAGUCCUCUAAGUAGAAGACAGUUUGCUUCCAGUGAGUAUAGGGAGCAUCAGGUGCUAAAAAUAUAUAUAUAGGUAUUAUUUACAGAAGUUUAAUUUUUUCUACAAAUCAAAUUAAGACUUGGGAACAAUUAAAAUAUCAUUUCUUCUCAUAGCAUGCUUUAACUUACAUAUUAGCAAACAUCCUUUACAACAACACAAUUCUAUUGACUGUCAGAAGUUUUUUUUUUAAAAAAAAACUGUCAGGACAGGAAUUUUUAACAGUUCUUGUUUUACAAAAUUCUAGAAUCACAAGAUUGAUAUAAACAAACUUUUGUCAGAAGCUGUGUUGGCAAACUGAUAUCUUCCAAAGGAAAAGUAUUUUACCAGAUAAUUUCUGGCUAUGUGUUUAGACGGUUUUAAUGACUGUUAAUUGCUAAAUGGAGAGAUCAUCUUGCAGGAGUUCAGAUCCAGAAUCUGUUUUCCAUUUGGACGUGCCUCUGUAAAAUUUCUAACUGAAAACAUGUUAGACCAAAACUAAACUGAACUUAUAUUGUAAAACAUAACUGCUAACCUUGUACACACAUACAUGUGCACAUUUCCUUCUGCAGAACUAUCUUCCUUAGAAAAGCUUGACAUAUCUGCAAACUUGUGCUCCAUGAACAGGGUGUGUGUGGAACAUAGGCACAGGUCUUCAAGUCCACUCCAAAUCACAUACUUAUUUUCUUCAUAAUUAAAAAAAAAGACAUAUCAAUGAAGUGGUAAUUCCUCAUGUUCUGCAAACUUGGAUAUUUUACUGAAUUCAGCAGACCCUUGCCAACAGACAGUAGCUGAGGAUCCGGACCAGUCUUACAGACAGUGGUGAUAUUCCUUCAGUUACAGAAGGCCAAAUGACCUUUUUAUGGAGUAACUUGUUCUGUGCCUACCUUAUCAUGAUGUGCUGAAUAGAGGCAGAGAACCACUUUCCUCAACCUUCUGUCUACACUCAUGCUAAUACAGGUCAGGAACAUUAGCCAGAUAUGUUGCAAAGCCAUACUUCUGACUCAUGUUCAGUUUGUUGCACACCAGAAACCAAGAGUCUUUUCCAACAAAGCUGAUAUCUAUCCAGUUGGCCCAAGCAACAGCAUGGAGUUGUUCAGUCCCAGCUGCAGGACUUGACAUUUGGCAUUGCUGAGCUUUAUAAAGUUCUCAUCAGCCCAUUUUGAACCUGUGUCUUUCUAAAUAAUAACCCUUUCUUUCUAGCCUAUGCUCCUUCUGAUUUAGGAUCUUCAACAAAUUUGCUGAGAGUGUACUGUAUCCCAUCAUCCAGAUCAUUAAUAAAGAAGUGUGUGGAAUGAUUACUGGGGGUGAGAUUAUCAAGGUUGAAAUUACUGAGGCUAAAGUUAUAUCCACAUUUCAUAAAAGUUAACUUCCGGACUGGAAUGCGGUUGGCAUGCUGGAAAUUGGUUCAGUGACUGUCCCCUAAGCAACACCACCUGCGCUCUUAGAUGUUAGGAACAUUGAGGGAGCUCAGUGUCCUAAUCUAAGGCAGAUAACUGGAGGAGGGAGUGAAGUAAACACUUCAUGGCCAAACUCAUCCAUAAAUCACUGCAGAUGCAGGGGCUGGAUGGAACCAUGCCCUGACCAGCACAGUAACAUCAUGCCCUGUGGGUGAACUUUGCUUAUUAUAAAAUCAUUAUAAUACUAAAACACACACACCUCCAUCCCAGAGUUACCUGCCUCCAAGGUACAACCACCCCUCACUGAGCAUGUGCUCUGAAUUUCUCUUAGUCCAUACUUUUAAACUGAGGCAAGGAAUUUCUACACCAAUCAAUAACGAAAAGUAUGUAUGACUAGAGUCACUCAAGCUCCACCUAAACAUAAAAUAGUAUAAAAAUGUCCCCAAGAGAGGGGGAUGUUAGAAAAGAUACCACUGCAGACUACUGGGAUCCGUCGACAGGCUGAACCUCUCUUCUCCCCCAUAGGAAUGCCUAUUGGGUAAGACUCGAACACUUGGUUAUACCGAGUCAUUCCUCAGGAAAUUUAGAGAACAAGCUUGUUAUUUUGUGUUUUGUGUUGUAGUGCUUUAUACUUGCACAUGCUUUGCAGACAGUGUGUUUUUCACCAGCAAUCAAAUGAGACCCUGCAUUUCUGUAGCUUCAAUAAACGGCACUAUUAGUGAA